Molecule: messenger RNA, 2973 nt
Organism: Tremella mesenterica DSM 1558
Lineage: Eukaryota; Fungi; Basidiomycota; Tremellomycetes; Tremellales; Tremellaceae
Exons: 9
Coding region: 1-2973 (990 amino acids)
Biological process (GO): COPII-coated vesicle cargo loading; endoplasmic reticulum to Golgi vesicle-mediated transport; intracellular protein transport
Cellular component (GO): endoplasmic reticulum exit site; COPII vesicle coat
Molecular function (GO): zinc ion binding; SNARE binding
Source: RefSeq, a predicted model, not a curated record
AUGCCUCCUCGCUCAAGGUAUGCGGUAGAUCCCAGUCUGAUAGCGAACACCUUUCAGCCGGCCUAUAAUCAACCAUCGUCCCAUUCACAGCAUCAUCUCCCUCAACCUCCUCACCACCCUCACCUCCAUCCAGAUCUCGACCAUCGUACCCCUUCCGUCAAUGAAUAUGCUCCCUCGACUUCACGUCCCACUCACCACAUCCAGUCUAUACCAAAUCAGGCUUCUUCUCCCUCUCCCUCUUCCCAUCCUUCUUCACAUGCUCCCCCCCAUCACAUACCUCCUCCCCCCCACUCUUUCGGGCCUGCCAUCACUGGCCCCCGUAAACGCAUAGAUCCGGAGCAGGUGCCCAACCCUGUAGAGGCUCAAGAGCUUGAUCAGAAUCUGUACGAUGACGACGACUUCUUGAGCUGCGACCCUCGUGGACUGAUGCCUCUGUCUGGUACCGACUGGCGAGGAAUCGACCAGGGCAAUUCCCUACCCCGGCACUUACGGCCGACGCUCUUGAGCAUACCCACCAACAGCCAAUUACUCGAGACGACCGCCUUACCUCUUGGAUUGAUCGUGCAACCUUUUGCUCCGUUGAGAUACGACGAGGCGCCGGUGCCAUUGGUUUCCAAUUGGACAGUCGGACAGAGCGCAUUCGCAACUUCGCAGCAAGGCGAUAAUAUUGGUCCACCCAGAUGCGACAAGUGCCGAGCGUACAUCAACCCACAUGUUCGAUGGGUCGAAGGAGGGAGGAAGUGGACCUGCAAUCUUUGUUCGGCGAUCAACCCCCUGCCCGAUGCUUACUUCUGUCACUUAUCCCCCAGCGGGCAGCGAUUGGAUCACGAUGAACGUCCAGAGCUGUUGCACGGCACUGUUGACUUCGCUGUGCCGCAAGAGUAUUGGUCGGAGCAGGCAUUGGGAUCGUUGUUGGACACGGCUGUAGAUAAUUCGGCCGCCAACCUCGCGUCGGCCGGUGACGCUCUUGCUACCACCGCAGUGGACCUCCUGGGAGGAUUGCAGAAUAGCUUGGGGCAAUCUGCGCUCAGACAACCCAGCCCGGCUCAUGGACAUAAGAAAAAAGGGGCGGAUGAACGAUCAGUGAGGCGACCCAGACCGCUUGGGCGAGUCUUCGUGGUUGAUGUGACGGGGCCAAGUGCACAGAACGGCGUCGUCAGAGAAGUCUGUGACGGAAUCAGGCGAGCUUUGUACGGACAGAGACGGUCAGAAGACAGUAAUGGUGACGAAACGGAGGCGGAUGAAGGAGUCAUUGGAGAUGAGGAGCAGGUGGCCAUCGUGAGCUUUGCAGAGUCUGUGGGCUUUUGGAACCUUUCGCCGAGUCUUCCUGCCCCCUCAUUGAUGGUUGUGAGUGACUUGGACGACAUGUUUGUGCCUCUCAUCGAUGGUUUUCUGGUAUCUCCGCGACACUCGCGAACUCAAAUCGAGUCACUCUUAGAUCUUCUGCCUAGCAUCGCCGGGUCUCAGCCUGAAGGGAACCAGCCGGCCGCGGGAGCCGCUGUCAGAGGAGCUUUAGCAGGCUUACGCAUGCGGGGCGGCCAAAUCAACCUCUUUCUCGCCUCCCUUCCUACACUCGGCCCCGGCAAGCUCGACCGACGAGAAGACCCCACCGUUCAGAACACCGAUAAAGAGCGCACAUUGUUCACAUCUGCGGAUCCAUUCUGGCGAAACACGUCUGAAGAACUUGCCGAAGCGGGGGUGGGCUGUAACGUGUUCUUCUUCCCUCAGCAGUAUAUCGAUGUCGCGUCAGUUGGAACUCUGUGUUCAGUCACCGGUGGAGAAGCUUUCUUUCAUCCCAAAUUCUCCCCCGUGAGAGAUCGGGAGACGCUGCAAGACGAACUCAAACGAGUGUGUACCCGUGAAACCGUCUACAAUGCCACGGUACGGAUUCGGUGCAGUACCGGUCUGCGUGUCGCCGACCACAUCGGUAACUUUUAUCAGAGGUCUUUGACUGAUCUCGAGUUCGGAACGAUCGAUGACGCCAAAGCAUUUGCGGCUGUACUGAGGCACGAUGGUCAUAAGCUGGACGAGAGGAGCAUGGCAUACGUGCAGGUAGCAGUGCUGUACACGAGUGCAAAUGGUGAGAGGAGAGUGAGAUGUUUAAAUCUGAGCUUGGCCAUGACUGCUUUGAUCGGCAACGUCUUUCGCUUCGCCGACUUGGACGCCAGCGUGACACUUUUCAUGAAAGAUGCCGUUUCUCAAAUGCCAUCGAAAGGCUUGAGAGACAUCAGGAAGGCCUUGACCGAUCGAUGCAAUCGCGUGUUAUAUAUGUACCGCCGUCACUGCGCACCGGCGGUCGCGGCAGGGCAACUCAUACUGCCAGAAGGCUUCAAGCUUUUACCCCUGUAUACCCUUUGCAUGUUGAAGUCCAAACCUCUGAAGGGUGGCAAUGUGACUUCCGACGUUCGAGCGCAUUAUAUGCGGGUAUUCUCGUCCCUCUCGGUUAUCAACACAAUGAACCUUCUAUACCCACGGCUUUUAGCUAUUCAUGAUCUCUCACCUGACGCCGGAUUCCUUGGUCCGAACGGCCGUCUGAGGAUGCCUGCGUUCAUGCGAGCAAGUUACGCGUAUAUGGUAGCUGAAGGAGCUUAUCUGUUGAGUAACGGAGAGUCAGCCAUGAUCUGGUUCGGCGCUUCGGUAUCCCCACAAAUCAUUGAUGAUCUAUAUGCCGUCGAAGCUCUCGAAGAGUUGGAUCCACGGAUGACUCGAUUACCGAAACUGCCCACGCUGCUUUCGACGCAAGUACGCAAUAUUCUCACUCACCUGGAACGUUUGGCCGGGCAUAGUUUACAGGUGAUCAUAGUUAGGCAGAAUAUGGAUGGGAUGGAGAUUGAGUUUGCAAAUCAAUUAGUGGAGGACAGCAACAAUGACGCAUUAAGUUACACAGAUUAUCUCAUGACCGCACAUAAAAGCAUUACGAACGAACUGAGCGGCGGGACGAGCGAGGGUUGGAAGGCGCCUUGGUCUUCCUAG